CCACUCCUCAGUCACCAUGCCGAAACUGUUCCGAAUCCGGACGCAACCGUCGUCGAAGAACCACCUCCAGCCGUACCCCCAGAAGCCGGACGAGUUCAGCGAGCUGUUCCUGAUGAUGAUCAAGUGCUUUCGCCAGUUUGGGCUGUACACGGUGCGGAUUCGCUAUGUUAAGGGCCAUCCGAGGUUCGAGGCUAGCCGGGUGCUGGUCGUGAUCGCGGUUUUGAUUCUGCUGUCGAGUUGGGUUGUGUUGGUGGUUUCGUUUUUCCUGCAGUACAGGACGCCGGUGGUGACGGGGGUGGCCAAUCAUAUCCAGUUCAUUACGAAUGUGCUCGCGUUGACGGCGUCGCUUGGGAUUGCGAUCUUCAAGGGGAAUGAGCUGAACGGGAUCUUGCAGGAUUUCUGCGUGAUUGAUGAUGAGUUGAGUUAUUUCAGUGUAAGGUUGCCGCAUAAGCAGUUGAAGAAGGGGUUCUUGCGUUUCUACGUGAUCCAUGUGGUGUUCUUGAUUGUGUCGAUCUUGUUCGAUGGUUACGUGAUGCUGAUCAUGUCCACUGAAACGCCGAUUUGGUUGUGGUUCUUUCAUCUGCUGCCGUUCACGUUGUACUCGCUGGCUUUUAUGAACGCGUUCAUGAUGAUCCGCUGGGUAAAGCUGCGUAUAAAUCUGCUGAACACGUUGAUCGAUCAGUACCACUGCUAUCCGAUGUUCAACGAAAUGGGUCAUAACAACUUCAAGCUGACUACGAUCAUCCUGAUGAACGGGGGAGAAGAUCACCUGACUCCGAAGGAUGCAGUUGAAGAACCCACGAUCAGUACCCGCAUCCUCACGAUCGUGUCCCGUACGAUCGAUCUGGCAACACGGCUCGAAUCCUACAACGGACUCCUGUUCCUGUUCGGCUACCUCGCUCUGUUCUGCGUCACCACGAUCCAGGUGUACUACUGCUACCUCCACGUCGCGAUCGGCUCAACUAGCAAAGGCUUCUCCGGCGUUUCCCUAGCCCUGUCCGUACUGAUCAUCGUCGGCAACAUGAUCGCGACCCUCGCCAUCCCGUACAUCUGCGAGCAGGUUGGCGACGAGUUCAAAACGUUGAUGUCCUACCUGUCGAAGCUGUCGAUGCGGUACGGCCAGAACAUGCAGAGUUCGAUCUGGUUCCCGAAUCUGAUCUCCAGCAUCAAGUUCUCCGCGAUGGGAUUUUUCAACAUGAACUACAGCAUGCUGUCCGGGUUCAUUGCAGGUUUGAUCACCUACCUGAUCAUCUUCAUCCAGUUCAACGCGAUCGUGCCAGCGGAUGACAGCACGCAGCAGUUGGUUCGAGCGUUGAAGGAGAAAAAACAGUAAUUGUGUAGAUUGUAA
Messenger RNA from Culex pipiens pallens (northern house mosquito), 1348 nucleotides. Its product is annotated as putative gustatory receptor 28b. Gene Ontology annotation, biological process: sensory perception of taste. The transcript has 2 exons. NCBI's taxonomy places the organism in Eukaryota, Metazoa, Arthropoda, Insecta, Diptera, Culicidae. The record is from RefSeq and is a predicted model, not a curated record. Bases 17 to 1333 code for a protein of 438 amino acids. Gene Ontology annotation, cellular component: axon; dendrite; neuronal cell body.